Messenger RNA from Oppiella nova, 714 nucleotides. The record is from the annotation of a GenBank genome assembly. Lineage: Eukaryota; Metazoa; Arthropoda; Arachnida; Sarcoptiformes; Oppiidae.
AUGCGGUCAUCGUUGACACAAUCGCUGCAUAUAUCAAGACAUUUGGUCCACACGUGUUGUCUUCACUGUAAUCAACGCAAGUUAUCAGCGGCUACAGAUCGUUUAGUUCCCAGUCUAGGGCUCCUUAUACUGCAACAGGACCCCAAACACGACCACAGAUCCGAUGAGAAGAUAAUCAAUUUAUACGAAACUCAUAUUCCGACCACAAAUGCACAAAAAGUGAUGCUAUCGGUGGGAUCAGCCAUAGCCGCCAUCACUGACCCGUACAGACAUGAUAUGGUGGCAGUGUUUGGCGAAACAACCGGAUAUUUUGCACUGAAGGAGAUGUACCAGAAUAUGAUUCAAGACCCCGAAGGCCGACAGAUACUCGAAGACAACCCGCGAAUCAAUUCAAAGACUGUAGAUAUCGAGUGGUUGGCAACGCUUCCGGAGGGAACGUUUGGUCGCGAAUACUACAACUUCUUAAGGAUUAAUGUGCUAUACCAGGUGUGUAACGAUAGUUACGGCUGCAAUAUGUUGGGCGAAGUUGUGGUCAAAUGGGUUGAAGCCAUUCAGACGGACCUUCCUAUGUGUUGGACGGGCGGACUGUUUGGUGCCGUACGACUGGCCCCUAAACAGCGCCAAAACUAUGUCAAUACGUUCCUCCCGUGGGCUCUCCGUUGUGGACACGAGGCUAUCGGAGACUACUUACAAAUGAUGCUCUUUUCUAAACUU